Brassica napus (rape) is the source of this 874-nucleotide messenger RNA. RefSeq names its product nascent polypeptide-associated complex subunit alpha-like protein 1. The record is from RefSeq and is a predicted model, not a curated record. Gene Ontology annotation, biological process: protein targeting to membrane. Bases 102 to 716 code for a protein of 204 amino acids. Gene Ontology annotation, cellular component: nascent polypeptide-associated complex; cytoplasm. The transcript is spliced from 4 exons. Lineage: Eukaryota; Viridiplantae; Streptophyta; Magnoliopsida; Brassicales; Brassicaceae.
AAUGAACGCUUUAGCUCUCAGUCAGCUUUCACUUCCACUGUAUCUUUUCUAGGGUUUUUAAGGUUUCCGCACGAAUCUUCAACACACGUAUCAAUAUCAUCAUGACUACCGAAGAGAAAGAGAUCCUCGCCGCCAAAUUGGAAGAGCAGAAAAUCGAUCUUGAUAAGCCUGAGGUUGAGGACGCUGAUGACAACGAUGAGGAUGACUCCGAUGAUGAUGAUAAGGAUGAUGAUGCAGAGGGACAAGAUGGAGAGGGAGGCAAGUCAAAACAAAGCAGAAGUGAGAAGAAGAGUCGCAAAGCCAUGUUGAAGCUUGGGAUGAAGCCUAUCACUGGUGUCAGCCGUGUCACCGUCAAAAAGAGCAAGAACAUCAUGUUUGUCAUCUCCAAACCUGAUGUGUUCAAGAGCCCUGCAUCAGACACUUAUGUGAUCUUCGGAGAGGCAAAGAUUGAGGAUUUGAGCUCUCAGAUCCAGUCCCAGGCUGCAGAGCAGUUCAAGGCUCCGGAUCUCAGCAACGUUGUCUCACAGGGUGAAUCUUCGUCCAGCGCUUCUGCAGUGGUUCAAGACGAUGAUGAGGAUAUUGACGAGGAGGGUGUUGACGCAAAGGACGUUGAGUUGGUGAUGACCCAAGCGGGAGUGACUAGGCCCAAGGCUGUGAAGGCUCUUAAGGCUGCUGAUGGAGAUAUUGUCACUGCCAUCAUGGAACUUACCACCUAAAUCCAUAAAUUAAAAUCUUUUCAACUUUAAGUGUGGUGCCUGUCAAAAAUGAGUUGGAAUUUUGUUUUUUUUUCAUGUUUCCUUUGAAGUGAUUUUCAGUGUUGUACCAAUAUAAACCUCAUAGAUUAUUGAAUUUCAGUUUGAUUUGAUUUUGGAUA